Molecule: messenger RNA, 1286 nt
Organism: Salvia miltiorrhiza (redroot sage)
Lineage: Eukaryota; Viridiplantae; Streptophyta; Magnoliopsida; Lamiales; Lamiaceae
Product: protein MIZU-KUSSEI 1-like
Exons: 1
Coding region: 282-1127 (281 amino acids)
Biological process (GO): hydrotropism
Source: RefSeq, a predicted model, not a curated record
CCACAACGCUCCACAGUUUCCCUUUAUAUAUAUGCCCUCCCCAAACACAAUUAUCACCCCUUGUCCCCAUCCUCUUUACUUUCUCUCUCAUCCCCCUCUCUCUCUCCACUCUAAUUUUGUUACAAAAAGGUCAUCAUAUCUCUCUAUAUCGUUUGAUCAACUUCUCAACACCCCCAAAACCCACACACAACAUACAUAUAUCAAAGACCAUUAUAUUAUAUUUAUAUAUAAAUAAAAUAACUAAUUUAAUUUCACAAAAUUAUUGAAAUACAUUUGCCGCCAUGAAACGCUACGAACUUGCUGCAAGUAUUGCACGAUCAAGCAGCUCCGAAAGCACUACCAAAAUCAUUCCGGCGGCGUUCGUGAGGUCAACGUCGACGUCGACGUCCUUCAACGACCUCGACCUCGACUAUGCGGAGGAGCUCUACCACCGGUCCGUCGUGCGCGGCGGCUCCCCCACCGCGGCCGCGGCGUCCGCGGCAGCCGCGUAUCGACGCCUAGAGAGAAACCGCGGCAGCGCCGUGGGCACCUUCCUCCGAUCACUCCUGUCGAUAAUCACAUUCCCCUCCAUCCUCCCGACGUGCAGGUGGCUGGGCGCCCCCAACCAACUCUCCGUCACCCCCGCCCUGGGGCGGAAGGUGACCGGAACCCUAUUCGGGCACCGGCGCGGCGCCGUGAGCUUCGCCGUCCAAUUGGAUCCGAGAUCCGUGCCCGUGUUCCUGAUCGAGUUCGCGGUGUCGACGGCGGCCCUGGUGAAGGAGAUGUCCGCGGGGCUGCUCCGGAUCGCGCUGGAGUGCGAGAAGCCAGCGGCGCGGCCGCGGAGGGGGGCGGCGCGGCUGUUUGGGGAGCCGGUGUGGAACAUGUAUUGCAACGGGCGGCAGUGUGGGCACGCGCAGGUGAGGGAGUGCAACGAGGCGGACUGGCACGUGCUGAGCACGGUGCAGAGCGUGUCCGUGGGCGCCGGCGUCAUCCCGGCGGUGGACGACGGGCGGAAGGGCGGCGAGCUGCUCUACAUGCGGGCCCGCUUCGAGCGGGUCGUCGGGAACCGCGAUUCCGAGGCCUUCUACAUGUUGAACCCGGACGGCAACGGCGGCCCCGAGCUCGGGAUUUUCUUGCUUAGGAUUUGAAUUAUACUAUAUGUUUCAACGUUUCACAUUUCUGUUUUUCAAUGGAGUAUUAUAGUGUUGCAAGUUUUGGAAAUAAAUCAUUGUCUUUAGGGGGCUUUGUAUUACUUACUAGUUAGUUACUUAAAUAAAUCAUCUAGUGUGCUUGAUUCUUCUUUAAAA